Messenger RNA from Bombyx mori (domestic silkworm), 3613 nucleotides. It is a transcript of the gene CRAT, whose product is annotated as carnitine O-acetyltransferase. Gene Ontology annotation, molecular function: carnitine O-acetyltransferase activity. Gene Ontology annotation, biological process: carnitine metabolic process, CoA-linked. The coding region runs from base 16 to 2151 and encodes 711 amino acids. The transcript has 13 exons. NCBI's taxonomy places the organism in Eukaryota, Metazoa, Arthropoda, Insecta, Lepidoptera, Bombycidae. Gene Ontology annotation, cellular component: peroxisome. The record is from RefSeq and is a predicted model, not a curated record.
AGACUAACUUACUUAAUGCUAUUACACUUGACUGACUUCAGUCGUCUGAAUUCAGCCAAGUGUAAUAAGCCUAUAAAUAUACUAACUCUAUGGUCCCACGUAAUACUACAUACGAAGUCGUCCUACAACUUUCUAUACCAGCACCAACAUAAUAAUGCAGUCUUGAGUAGUCUGUGCAGGCUGAUUGUGGUCGGCAGGGACGAAAAUAAAAGGAAAUCAAUUAAAAAUAAUCACGAAUUUGUUUCUUUUAUAAUUCCAAUGUUGCGUAGAAUAAAUAUAAUGAAUGCCUACAAAGGAUAUUUAUUAGAACCUUAUACCUGUUGCCAUCAAAUAACAAGCAACUAUGUUUCUGCCAAAUAUUCUACAAACGUCCAAAAUUUACCCCGUCUACCUGUGCCAAAGCUAGAGACUACAUUAAAUAAAUAUUUGAAAACAGUUAGGCCUCACUUAAACGAUCAAGAAUAUGAAAUAACUAAAUCACUUGUCAAAGACUUUAUCUCAGAAGGGAGUACUGGACAAAAAUUACAGAGUUUAUUGGAAAAUAGAGCAGAACAUCAUUCAAACUGGCUUGAACAAUGGUGGCUGAAUACUGCUUACUUAGAAUACCGAGACCCUGUUGUUAUUUUUUCAAGUCCUGGUCUAGUCUUUCCAUUCAGACAGUUCAAUACAAGAAAGGAACAGUUAUUGUAUGCAGCUAAAACAUUGUUGGCAGCUGCUGAUUACAAAGCACUGAUUGAUGGUGAUAAAAUACCAGUAGAAAUGAUGGGAAAAAAUCCUCUAGACAUGUCUCAAUAUAAGAAAAUUUUCGGAACAUGCAGAAUACCUUGGGAAAAACGUGAUAAAUUGUCAUAUAAUAAUAGCAAGCAUGUCACUGUCAUCCAUAAUAAUCAUAUAUUCCAUGUAGAUGUUUGGGGUGAAGAUGAUAUAUUAUUAAGUGAAGAUCAACUUGUGCAAAGCUUAGAAAAAGUAAUGGAGCUGUCCUCAACGCCGACGGAGGAUGGUAUUGGUAUUCUCACAUCCGAACAUCGAGAUACAUGGGCUAAAGCGUAUCAGAUUCUAAUAAAAGAUAAAACGAACGAGGAUUCACUUAUCGAUAUUGAGAAGAGUUUGGCAGUACUGUGUCUAGAUGCUCCUGUAGGAUUGUGGAAGUGCGCCGAUCCAAAUGCCCGUAGAAAUCUAGCAGGUGCUCAGACAAUCCAUGGCGGUGGCUCCAAAGCUAAUGGCGGGAAUAGAUGGUUUGACAAAACAGUACAGUUCAUUGUUGGUGCCGAUGGAGUGACGGGACUAACCUACGAGCAUUCCCCGGCGGAAGGUCAACCAAUCGCGGUCAUGACCGAUUACAUCGUCAACUACAUAGAUCAAGGUAAAGGUAACAAGAAACCAUCAGCUAAGCCCAGUGAACCGAAACAUUUGAGAUUUAACGUGAAGCCUGAAGUAAAAGAAAUGAUUAAAGCUUCACAAACACAUCUCGACAGAUUAGUAGCUAAUCUCGAGUUGAACUGUUUCCAAUAUGACAAAUACGGUAAAAAUUUCAUAAAAUCUCAAAAGCUCAGUCCGGACAGUUAUUUGCAAAUGGCGAUGCAACUGGCUUUCUACAGACUACACAACACGCCCGGCGCGCACUACGAGUCAGCAGCAACAAGGAUGUACGCGGGAGGGCGAACUGAAACCAUAAGAUCUUGUUCGAUUGAAUCUAUAGAGUUUGCGAAAGCUAUGCUGAAUCCACAAAUUGCACCGAAAGAGAAAUUAACUAAACUACAAAACGCUAUCAACGGACAUAAAGAUUACACUGUGCAGGCUCUUCAAGGAUUUGGUGUGGACAGACAUCUACUUGGUUUGAAGCUUAUCGCACUUGAAAAUGGUAUCGAACUACCCAAGCUGUAUACAGACCCAGGUUAUACUAGAAGUGCGCAUAUGAGAAUUUCAACAAGCCAGGUGGCGUGCAAGUGCGAUGGGUUCAUGUGUUACGGGCCCCUCGUGCCGGACGGCUACGCCACUUGCUAUAACCCACGAGACAACGACGUCAACUUCGCAACCUCCGCAUUCGUCGAAAAUCCCGCUACCAGCUGUGACAAAUACAGGCAAGCUUUGGAGCAGUCACUACAGGACAUGCAUGAUUUACUUCUUAAAGUAACCAAAUCUAAGCUCUAAUAUGAUAUGUAUGAAAUGUAAACAAUCGGCUUAUGAGAUAAGAGUAGUUAUUAUUACAGUGUUAACUUUCCAUUACGUCCAUUAUAAAAAAAAAGACUUAUAACACAAAUUAAGGAUUUGAUAGUAAUGUGCAUUCCUCCCGAAUAAUUUUUGAAUCAGAAUCACUUGACUACCGAUAUCGAUAUUCAGAUCUAAUGGCCCAACCAUUUUAUUUAAUUUUACAAGUUUACCUAGAGAUCUUGUAGCGGAGGCAGCUGAGCUUUGAAAUGAAUUCGUUUGAAAUUUAACUGUAAGUAACCCAUACAUCGAUAUUUAUAACACACACACUCCACAUCGUUCUCUAUAACAAAGUAUGUACUACACCCAAAUUAGACGUGGAAAGAGUUGGCGCUGUAAAUUUGUAUGGAUUGUGUUGCUUUAUAUUUCGCUUUGUAUUAUAUAUUGAUUGUAUUUUACGUACUAUUAUACCAUCGGUAUUUUUACGAAUAAUCAAAGACUGAAUUCAUAGUAUUUUGAUUUUUUUAAUUAUUAUACACAGUCAAUUCUAGAUGCUAUUAACAUCAAUACGUCAUGUUUGACGUAGACGACGUAGACUGUGGACCGACAGUAAGCAGUCCCCGUCGCUCCGGAAUCAGCAACGCCAGAGGCACAACCAAGUCACCGCUUAAAUAGAUUCACAUUAUUUAUCCCAUCUAGUGAAUCUUAUAUCGCGGUAGAACAAUGUGUGGGCUAGCUUUACUUUGGUCGUCCAAGAUUAUUUCUACAGCAUGGAAGAUAGAACUAAGGAGCACCAUCUUGUUUAGGGGACAAGUUGAAAAAGUGUAUGAAUAUAUUAAUAGCGGUUUUAAGCAGAGUGAAAUUUGCUGGGUUGUAUGUCAGAAGGGCAAUUAUUUUACUGUCAUGAUUGUCCAAUCAUUUCAAUAACUUUGGGUAAGAAUAUUGAAAAAAUAUUAGCACUAUCUGAAAAGUAAUUACUAUGACAUUAGGAUUUCAUAAUAAUUCUACAUCACAAGUUGUAUAUUUUCAAAGAAAGGUUUAUAAGACAUAAAAUGCUAAAUAGUAAAUUAAAUUAUCAAUCACAUUUGGGAUGAUUUCUAAAACUCAAUUCUCAAUGUUUUAAUUCUUACUAUUCAUAUGUUUUUCAAGUCAAUUGUUUUAAUGCUAUUAAAAUAAUAAUUUAACUGUACAAACAUUUAUUGAAACAAAUAAUUAUUAUCUAAAAUAAAUAUGUGUUUAGUUUUUGUUUAUUGUGAUAAAUACUCAUAAUUAAAUAUUUUAUUUCGCUUAAAACGAUAAUACAUUAUUGCGGUGAGGGGCCAAUUUUAAUUAAAAACAAAUGGGGAAAAAUAAAUGGAUAACAAUCAUUCUUUUUUGUAAAUGUCAAUAACUAUGUAUAACGUGGUGCUAACAAAAAAUUCAUAUUUACAUUUGUUAUACAAUAAAUUUUUUAUCCAGUAAUAAA